Messenger RNA from Mauremys mutica (yellowpond turtle), 959 nucleotides. Its product is annotated as zinc finger protein RFP-like. NCBI's taxonomy places the organism in Eukaryota, Metazoa, Chordata, Testudines, Geoemydidae. Bases 30 to 773 code for a protein of 247 amino acids. The record is from RefSeq and is a predicted model, not a curated record. The transcript is spliced from 3 exons. Gene Ontology annotation, molecular function: protein binding.
GAGCAGCGAUUCACUAGCCAGAAUUUAUAAUGAGUCACACAGUAAAAUAUAAUCACGUGAAAUUGUUUCCCUCCAGGUGUGAGAAGGGGAAGUUCCAGCAGCCAGAGGAGAUUUCUCCUGAACUGGAAGAGCGAGUCAGUGGUUUCUCCCAGAAAACGAUUGUGCUAAUGGAGAUUCUGGGGAAGUUCAAAGACACUCUGCCGUCUGCACUAGACAGAAAAAGGGGGGAACCCCUAGGAGCCCCCAGACUGGUGAAUGUGACUCUGGAUCCAGACACGGCUCAUCCCAACCUCAUCCUGUCUGAGCAUCGGAAAAUUGUGAGAUGGGGACACACGCAGCAGCGACUGCCCAACAACCCUGGGAGAUUUGACACUUGGCCCUGGGUGCUGGGCUGUGAGGGAUUCACCUCGGGGAGACAUUGCUGGGAGGUGGAGGUGGAGGAUGGGCGAUGCUGGGCUGUGGGGGUGGCCAGAGAGUCUGUGGGGAGGAAGGGAUGGAUCAGCCAUAGCCCUGAGGGGGGGAUCUGGGCUGUGAGGCGGUGGGGGGAUCAGUUCUGGGCUCUCACCUCCACUGUGACCCCCCUGCCCCUGAGCCGGGUCCCCAGCAGGAUCCGGGUUUGUCUGGAUUGUGACUGGGGGCAGGUGACAUUUAUCGAUGCUGGUGACGAGGCCCUGAUCUUCACUUUCCCGCCGGGCUCCAUCCCUGGGGGGAGAAUCCGACCCUGGUUCUGUGUGGUGGGGACAUGGGGAUCCCGGCUCAGACUGUGUCCCUGAGACACACAGCAGAGAGUGGAACUGGAAAUGAGCCUCUCUAGCCACACAAAGCCCAGUCUCUAUGACCUUGGAGGACUCCCAUCUACCCAGCCUCUGGCUCCUCAUCUCUAUGGCCCCUGGAAGCACCUCCCCCGCCCUCUUUGCAGCCCCAGGGAUGGGAGGGGGAAGAACUCCUGAAGCUGCAGG